AUGCGCGCGGCGCGUCGUCAUCGGUGGUCUGUCAAGCGGGAUGUCGAGGUUGCUAGGAAGGAGGUUGCGGCUGGGCGUCGGGAGUGUGCUCGGGAUCAUCUGGAUCGUGCGGUCGCGGCGGGGAUCCUUCGUUCUGCGCCAUCUGCGGUUGUAGGCCAAGGUGAUGAGGUUCCUGUUCCGCCUGAUCCCAAGGUUGGCGAGGCUAGUGGCUUGGGGUCCGUGGUGCCUAGGAUUUCUUCACGGUCAAAGCCUAAUCCUUGGAUUGGCCCUUUGCCGAGGCCUAGGAUUUCUCCCAGGCGUACUCUUGGAGAUGUGUUCCCGGCCGUGCUAUGUUCACCGGAUGAGAAUUCAGUCUCCAUCUCCGGCGGACGGAAGAUCUCUGCAGAUCGGAUGGUUCAAAUUUCAAAUGUGGAUGCGGAAUUUGGGCUGGCAGGUGGGUCCGCGGGGCGUGAUGGGUGCCUCUCUGAUUGGGCCAUCCGUUUUCCGGGUCUUUCGUCUCUUCGAUCCAGGAUUUGGCGUAGACCCAACCCUGCUUGGUCGGGCUUUGUUUCUGGCGAUCGCCGUGCGUUCGUGAGAGACCUCCGCGUCUGCGCUAUGACCGGUGGCGGCCAAUCUGUUGGGGGCAGUGGAGGCUCCAAGAGUCGCUAUGGCAAUGGAGGAGGCGGCGGCGGAAGUGCUCCUCGUGGUGGUGGCCAUGGCGGGAAAGGAAGUGGCGGCGCGGCACCUGGUGACCGUGUCGGUGGAAGAGGUGUUUUGAGUGGCAGGUCAAGACCAGCACGUUUUUUCGCUCCUUAUGGACGGGGUCGCAGCGUCUUCCGGUGGGAGAACCGGCAGUGCGGCGAAGGGCGUGGCCGUCGUGUGGAUGUGCUGGCUCCUCAGGUCCAUGGCGCUGAGGAAAAUGCCUCUCUAGGGCAGGUUCGUGAUGAUAAGGUGGGCAGAGAGGCUCUCCUGGCUGCUGACCAGAGCCGUAACAGAUGUUUGGAGAAGCAUGUUGAUUCUAAUCAGAUUAAUAAGGGUAAGAAGCCAAUUAUUUUAUGUUGUCAGAUUUGUGAAGAGGAGCAUUUCACUCCUCAAUGCCCUCUUCUGCGAGCCCCAAAGCCUUCGGCUAUUUUCUGUGGUUUUGCUGGUGAUGGUCUGGGCUUCUUCCAAAUUCCUCAUGAUGGUAUUGCCAAGGCGGUCAAACACGAUGCUGCGACUGCUCUGAUCCGGGUUAAGGAGGGUUUCAUCCCGGCAGAGCUAAUACAAUCUGAAUUGGCUCGUCUCAUUCCUGUCAAAUGGCAGUGGGUAGUUGAAGAGCAUGGUAUUGGGGAAUAUAUUGUUCCUUUCCCUUGCCAUGUUGAACUGCAGCGUAUGGUGGCUAUAAAAGAAAUUAGGACAUGCAAUGCGGAGGGAGUGAUGGUUUUUGAGGAAUGGAACCAGAAGAUUGAACCUUGCCAAUUUCUUCAGCAUGUCUGGGUUAAUGUGUAUGGAGUCCCGUUCGAAAUCCGAUCUUUUUUGCCUCUUUGGGCUGUCGGCUCAAUUUUGGGAGCGACUCAAAAGGUUGAUAUGGUUUAUCUAAGAAAGACGGGGGUAGUCCGUAUUUGUGUGGCAGUUACUGAUGUUAAUAAAAUCCCGGAUGCCACUGAUAUUACUGUUGAUGAUGCGGUCUAUGAAAUUUCCUUUAAGGUGGACAAAGUCCUUCCAUCGGCUAAAACUGAUGGUGUUUCAGAUGGAGGGCUGGGUAAUGACGGAGAUACCCAGCAGGACGUGGAGGAUAAUCUUCAUGGUGACCGUGGAUACAAGACGGCCAAGGGAAUGGAGAAUCAGGGAAGUUCUUCUGAGGCUCUUCCUGAGGAAAAACCAUCUGGUGACAGUGCAAUGCAGGAGAAGUGUCUUAAGCAUGCGGCAGUUUCUUCACCUGCCUUUGGGUCGACAGAGCCUCUUGUGCAUUCGGCUGUGGGGUGUGGAGAUCUUGGUGGUAAUCUGGGCGUGGUUAUAGAGAUGCCGGUGUGCUGGCCGUCUGAGCUGCUUUCGGACGUGGGCCGCCGGAGGGAUGCACAAGUCUUGGAACUCAGGGAGGUUGGAACGGCUCAGGCGUUGGCUGAAGAUCCUUUGCAGUCCUCUGAAGAUUCUGUGGUUCAGUCCUCUGAAGAUUCUGUGGUUCAAAUCGCUAAGAAGGUGUUGACUGCUUGCUGGCCGGCUGAGUUGUUGGUGGAAAUUGUUGGCCGGGGUGAUGCUCAGGCCUUGGCGCUCAGGGAGACGGGGACUGUGAUUCCUUUAAAAUCGGUAGAAACAGCUGGAUGGGUUGAUGUUUCCUCUGAUUGGUGCUUGCCAGGGUGUGGUCUGCCUGAAAACUCUUCCGUGCUGUCUCCGUUCGGGUCCUCUGAAGUUUCAGGCUCUCAAGAUGCAAAGAAAUUGCUGCUGCAGGUUUCUUCUUCGAUGGUGCCUGUUGAGAAAUCUGUUUCUUUGCCUGUUGAAAGCUUAUGCAAUGCAGCAGCUCCUGCAAUUGUGCGCUGCCCAGAGCCUCUCUCUUCCCUAAAUCAUCAGGAUCUUGUUGAGAGGGGCGAUCACUCGUACAGAGCAAAUAGCUCAAAUGCUUUUUCUGGUCUUCCAAGAUUUGUGCUUCAGAACCUCUCCAAGCAGAACGGAAUUCGCGCAAAUAUAUCUAAUAGGGGAAUGGCGGAGGCGCUGCAGGCACUUGACUCUGUGGUUGGAAUUGAUAUGAUUUCAGAUUUGAGGAAUAAGUCAAAGGUGCAAACUGUGAGUACCCAGGGGGUGCUUAAUCUAGCAAUCAUUCCUGGGGAGGAUAAUUCUAACAGAAGGACUAGCAGGAGGACAGCAGCUUUGGGGGAUGAGCAUAUUCUGGCAAAGGCAAAGAUCCUGAAGGCAAAAAGGAACUUAGAUGAUGGUAUGUCUAACAACUCCUUUAUUUCUAUGCCUUUACACAAUCUUAAAUCCAAUAUAUCAAACUUAGGUGUUUCGAUGGGUAGAAAUAAUAGUGAUAUCUUGCAGUCUGUUAUUUCUAUUAAAAACAUAGAAGUUGAUCGUCUUUCAGUUGCUACUAAAAACUCUUUGUCUAAGAGCAAUAACCUUUCUUCUAAGAUUCGUAGCUGUGUUGGUGAUGUUGAGAAGGACGAUGAGUUGGAUGGUUUUGAUGCGCACCUCAGUCACAUAUGCCGUGAUUUUACUGAGGCCCUCGAUGAUGAGGGUAGAAGCGAUUUUCAUGCUUCAGCCCUUAGACACCUAUGUGGUGGCCUUGAGUACAUGUGGCAUAUAAUGUCUCCAAGAGGGAGAUCUGGGGGUAUGCUAGUUGGAGUCAAUGCAAGAAUAUUUGACAUUGGCUCUAUCGUGGAAGGAGAUUUUUAUACUAAAUUCGUUCUAAAGAACAAAGAGGAUGGCUUCACAUGGGCUUUAUUAGCGGUAUAUGGACCGGCCCAAGAGGACCUUAAGUCCGCCUUCCUAUCAGAAUUGGCUCACAUUUGUACUGCUGAAACCUAUCCAAUAUUAAUCGGGGGGGAUUUCAACAUCAUGCGGAAGCCAGAGGAUAAGAAUAAUGAUAAUUUUGAUCCACGUUGGCCUCAUUUAUUCAAUGCUGUAAUUGACACAGUUGAUUUACGGGAGAUUGUUAUGAAAGGGCGCCGAUAUACAUGGGCAAAUAACCUUAAUCCUCCAACAUAUGAAAAACUUGAUAGGAUUCUAAUGAGUACGGAGUGGGAAGCUAAAUAUCCGAAGGUCUCAGUAGAAGCAUUGGACAGGUCAAGAUCGGAUCAUACUCCGUUAUUGCUUAAUACAGGAGCUCCCUUCCAAUUCGGAAAUCAGCCUCAAUUCAAAUUUGAAUUGGGAUGGUUAAUUCGUGAUGGUUUCUAUGAGAUGGUUGCCAACAUCUGGCUUGGUGAGCAUAGGGGUACUAAUGCCAUCGAAAAAUGGCAAUUCAAAAUCCGAUCCCUUAGACAAUAUUUGAGGGGUUGGGCAAAACAUACAGCUGGAACUUUAAAGAAAGAAAAGAAACAGUUGACAAAUAAAAUUGAUGAGCUAGACAAAAAGGCGGAAAUAAAUCCUUUAACACCUCCUGAGGUGGCCUUUAAGCAUUACCUCAAUGAGAGGCUCGCACAUUUACUGCGAGAAGAAGAGCUUAAGUGGUACCAGCGUGCCAAAGUGAAAGAGCUACUUGAGAGGGAUAACAAUUCUAAAUAUUUCCAACUCGUAGCUAACGGCAAACACCGAAAGCAGCGGAUAUACAAACUUGAAGAUGAGAAUGGCAGUUUCAUUAGGGAAACUGACCUCAAAAAGUAUAUCACAAAAUUUUAUAAGGGGUUAUUUGGUAAGCCGGAGCAUAAUACUUUUGCGAUGGACGAGUCAUACAUAUAUGAUAUACCCCAAGUUAGUGAAGAAGAGAAUGACAUGCUUACAUCACCCUUUGAUGAACAAGAGGUGAAGUAUGCAAUAUUUCAGAUGGAGCAUAAUAAAGCACCGGGCCCUGAUGGCUUCCCUGCUGAAUUUUAUCAGGUUUUUUGGGAAGUCAUCAAAGGUGACCUUAUGGCUUUGUUCUCUGAUUUCCACCAUGGAAAUUUGGCCAUCUAUAGCCUUAAUUUUGGGGUCAUAACUCUUGUCCCAAAAAUUCAAGAGGCUUUAAAGAUUCAACAGUUCCGUCCUAUAUGUCUGUUAAAUGUCAGCUUUAAGAUAUUCACCAAGGUGGUCACUAACCGGAUUGGGGCUGUGACAGAGAAGGUAAUAAAACCUUCACAAACUGCCUUCAUGCCAGGAAGAAACAUUAUGGAGGGUGUGAUUAUUUUACAUGAGACCAUCCAUGAAUUACAUAGGAAGAAACAAAAUGGUGUGAUUUUGAAACUUGAUUUUGAGAAGGCCUACGAUAAAGUGAAAUGGCCGUCUUUACAACAAACUCUUCGAAUGAAAGGAUUCUCCACAAAAUGGUGUGAGUGGAUCCAAAAUAUUGUGUCGGGAGGACAUGUAGGAAUUAAGGUCAAUGAUGAGGUGGGCCCCUACUUUCAAACACAUAAAGGUUUAAGGCAGGGUGACCCCCUAUCACCCAUCCUUUUUAAUAUUGUAGCAGAUAUGCUUGCAAUAUUAAUAUCAAGAGCCAAAAUGGAUGGCCAAAUAACAGGCUUGGUCCCACAUUUAGUAGAUGAUGGUCUGUCUAUUCUACAAUAUGCGGAUGACACCAUCAUUUUCAUGGAACAUAAUUUGGAACAGGCUAAGAAUAUGAAACUCAUCCUUUGUGUGUUUGAGCAGCUCUCAGGGUUGAAAAUAAACUUCCACAAGAGUGAGCUUUUUUGCUUUGGUUUGGCAAAGGAAUGUGAACUCCAAUAUACUCAGUUAUUUGGGUGUAAUAUGAAGACAUACCCUUUUAAAUACCUGGGCAUUCCAAUACAUCAUCACAAAUUAAGAAAUAGUGAUUGGAAGGAGGUUGAAAAUAGAUUCGAAAGGAGAUUGAGCGGUUGGAAAGGAAAGAUGAUGUCAGCUGGAGGCCGAUUAGUACUCCUUAACUCGGUCCUCAGUAGCCUCCCAAUUUUCAUGAUGUCUUUCUUUGAGAUCCCUCGGGGAGUCCUCAAAAGACUGGAUUAUCUACGGUCUAGGUUUUUUUGGCAAGGAGACAAUCACAAGAAAAAAUAUAGACUUACACGUUGGGAUAUUCUCUGCCUACCCAAGGACCAAGGGGGUUUGGGAAUUACCAACCUUUCGGUAAAGAAUAUCUGCCUACGAAGCAAAUGGCUUUUCAAGCUGCUUAAUGAGGAUGGGGUUUGGCAACAAAUGCUCAGGAAUAAGUAUCUUGGUUCCAAAACGCUCACGCAAGUCCAAGGACAGCCAGGAGAUUCACAAUUCUGGGCUGGCCUUAUGAAAAUUAAGAAUGAAUUCCUCAAUUGGGGUUCUUUUCAUGUACAGAAUGGGAAGCAAACUCGAUUUUGGAACGAUAUUUGGCUAGGUAAAAGCCCACUAAGCCAUCUUUAUCCCCUGUUGUAUCAGGUUGUGAGACAUAAACAGGCCACAGUAGCAGAAGUACUGUUCAGAGGCACUUACUGGCUAAGGUUCUGGAGACUACUUCACAGGGAGGAUUUGAGGGAAGAUUUUCUGUCGAUCUGUCAUAUGUUGGAGGUGGUGGCAUUGGAGCUCUUCGCCAAGCAUGGAUGGUCUUGUAGUUACAGAUUGCAAGCUUCUUGA
Molecule: messenger RNA, 6156 nt
Organism: Phragmites australis (common reed)
Lineage: Eukaryota; Viridiplantae; Streptophyta; Magnoliopsida; Poales; Poaceae
Exons: 3
Coding region: 1-6156 (2051 amino acids)
Molecular function (GO): catalytic activity
Source: RefSeq, a predicted model, not a curated record